CUCCCCUCUUUAAUCGCGUACGUUUUAAAAUGGCGGUGUCUGACGAGAUGUUGGCGCUGUAUGAAGCGCAGCGACGCGCUCACGAGACCGUCCUUGCGCUGCAGACGCAGAUUGAGGAGGAAGAAGCCGUGUACUUGGAGGAGACGCCACACGGCAACAUUAUCCGUGGAUGGGACGGCUUUAUCGACUCGAAGCAGCCGCGCAAGGACGCGAACCCCAAAAAGAUUAAGCCCUACACCGAGACCGAGCAUCUCUUCUCCAACUCCUGCUUCUACGCCAGCAUGGCGGGUGAGCCUAGCUUCGACCAGGUGGACAUUUAUAACACGACCAAGAACGAGGGCACAGGGCGCCGCAAGCUCACAGUCACGCUGUCAGUGGGGAAGGGCACGGACAGCAUUAGUGGAGUAGUUGAUAGCUCCGCUGCGCUCAGUACACACGCUGCGUACAGAGAAGGAAAAGGGUCUAAAGUGCAUUCGGUGCAGAAGACAGCAAAGACUGUUGCCCAGUCUACAACGGGGAAGGGAGUAGCAGACUCCAGUUACCAGGCAUCCAAACUAAAGAAGAGAAAGCGAGAGGCGGAGGCUACCAAGGCGAAGACACUUGAAACUGUGUCAACAGAUUUACAGUCUACUGCUGCUAUAGCAACGACUGCGACGGCAGCAGUACCGCCUCCUGCUAGCGACUUUUUGGACGUGCUCUAAUAUAAUAACAACACAGUUUUCUAGAAUGCGAAAAUGCA
Messenger RNA from Phytophthora nicotianae INRA-310, 739 nucleotides. RefSeq lists its product as hypothetical. The transcript has a single exon. Bases 30 to 701 code for a protein of 223 amino acids. The record is from RefSeq and is a predicted model, not a curated record. Gene Ontology annotation, cellular component: NuA4 histone acetyltransferase complex. NCBI's taxonomy places the organism in Eukaryota, Oomycota, Peronosporomycetes, Peronosporales, Peronosporaceae.